UCUCUCUCUCUGCUUCAACUGGGAAACUGCGGGGGAAUUAGUGGGAGAAAGCUCUGGUCAAGGGUGUGGAAUAACGGGGCCAUCGAAAAGGGUGAUGUUUAGGCUGCUAUAUUACGCAUCGUCAGAAGCAACAGCAGCAACAAAGAUUGUUGAAACUUGUGGUGGUCAUUGUCCAUAUCAAGGAAGGAGCUUCUUCGAGCUCCAGUGAUUCACCUUUUGGGUCUUUCAGUUUCUUUUCAACGUGGGUAAGGCAAGAUUCAGUUUAUAACUCAUGGGGAAUUGUUGGGGUUCUUCUGCUGAAAAUCGAAGCUCGAGGGCUGACUCCCACCUCAAUACCACAGGAACAUCAUCACAGUCAACAAGCACUAUGACAAUGACGACAACUUCACUCGGCAGCAGCAUAUCCCCGAUCAGCCGCUUCUCUGCUUCGAGCGGGGACGAGGCUUCCCCUCAUGGCCAGAUCUUACCGCUCGCAAAUUUAAGGAUCUUCACCUUCGCGGAGCUGAAAGCUGCGACUAAAAACUUUAAGCCUGACACACUUCUUGGAGAGGGCGGCUUUGGAAAAGUUUUCAAGGGCUGGCUUGACGAAAAGCCUUCAUCGAAGAGUGGCAGUGGGUCGGUAAUCGCUGUCAAGAAACUGAAAUCCGAGAGUGAGCAGGGUUUCCAGGAGUGGCAGGCCGAGAUAGAUUUCCUAGGACGGCUUUCUCAUCCAAACCUCGUGAAGCUUAUUGGGUAUUGCCUGGAGGAGAAGGAGCUUCUCCUGGCGUAUGAGUUCAUGCAGAAGGGCAGCUUGGAACACCAUUUAUUUGGAAGGGGUGCAAUGGUUCAGCCACUUCCGUGGGGCUUGAGGCUUAAAAUCGCAGUAGGAGCGGCACGUGGCCUGGCAUUCCUGCACACUUCCGAAAAGCAAGUCAUUUAUCGGGACUUCAAGGCCUCGAACAUACUGCUGGACGGAUUUUACAAUGCCAAGAUCUCAGACUUUGGCCUGGCCAAGAUGGGUCCUUCGGCGAGCCAGUCUCAUGUCUCAACCCGGGUCAUGGGAACACAAGGUUAUGCAGCUCCGGAGUACAUCGCGACCGGACAUCUUUAUGUUAAGAGCGACGUGUUUGGGUUCGGCGUAGUCCUAGUCGAGAUGUUGACAGGCCUCCGGGCGGUCGACCCUGCCCGUCCGCCCGGGCAGGAGAAUCUGGUCGAGUGGGUGAAACCAUACUUGUCUGACAAACGGAAGCUGAAGACCAUCAUGGACUCCACGCUUGAGGGGAAGUACCACUCAAAAACCAUGUACGAGAUCGCUCAGCUCGCGCUGAGCUGCGUAGCGCCCGAGCCAAAGUCCCGGCCAUCCAUGGAAGAGGUCGUGAGGACCCUGGAGACGCUCGAGCCGGCCACCGAGAGAGCGGCCCAGUCGAGGAGCGGGCGUCCCAUGGCUCACAGCCAUGUCCAGCACCAGCUGCCGCUGCCGAAGCCGCCGCCUAUGCAGACCCGGUCUCCGCUGCACUCGAGGCAUAAAGGGGUUUCGGCUUACCAAAACUCGCCUCGACUUAGGUAGUAGGAAUCAAGGGGUGAUUGUUCAGCAAUGAAGGUGUGGUUACAUUGGAUUGUAGGAUUAUUUUUAGCCAUAAUUUGGCUGAUGAUUUGCGUUUGGGAAAAGGGUUUGAGGUUGAGCAUUUCAGUUUUGUUAUACAGAGGCUAUGGCAAGUCCUAAUGCUACAGAUGCUUUAAUUUGGCUGAUAGUGCACACUCGCAAAAGAGUUGCAAAUGAAGGAUUUUUACCAAGACUCUGAUAUUUUAUUUGUUU
This is a messenger RNA of Syzygium oleosum, 1795 nucleotides long. Its product is annotated as probable serine/threonine-protein kinase PIX13. Lineage: Eukaryota; Viridiplantae; Streptophyta; Magnoliopsida; Myrtales; Myrtaceae. The coding region runs from base 272 to 1546 and encodes 424 amino acids. The record is from RefSeq and is a predicted model, not a curated record. Gene Ontology annotation, biological process: protein phosphorylation. Gene Ontology annotation, molecular function: ATP binding; protein kinase activity. The transcript has 6 exons.